Molecule: messenger RNA, 546 nt
Organism: Durio zibethinus
Lineage: Eukaryota; Viridiplantae; Streptophyta; Magnoliopsida; Malvales; Malvaceae
Source: RefSeq, a predicted model, not a curated record
CUACCUUCUUCUAGCAGUGACAUACUCUAGACAGUGAAGAGUUUUAAAUGGCUUCCAAGGUUGUUGCAACCACUGCUCUUCUCCUUUCUCUCAACCUUCUCUUUUUCACUUUGGUCAGUUCAGCUUCUGCCCCUUGCCCACCAAAGCCAAAGACUCCUAAAACCCAACCAAAGAACCCUCCAGCCACGAGGCCACCAUCUACAAUCCCACCAACUAAUACACCCUCUUGCCCGAGGGAUGCCCUAAAGCUAGGGGUAUGUGCCAACUUAUUGAAUGACUUGGUUCACCUCGUUGUUGGUACCUCACCAAAGUCCCCUUGCUGCCCUCUCAUCCAGGGUCUUGCUGAUCUCGAAGCUGCUGUUUGCCUUUGCACUGCCAUUAAAGCUAACGUUUUGGGAAUUAACCUCAAUGUCCCAAUCUCCUUGAGAUUGCUCUUGAACUACUGUGGUAAAAAUGUCCCUAGAGGAUUUCAAUGCGCCUAAUUAUGCAUAUCAUCUCAUCGCUUUUCUCCAUUCCAUGAUUAUUUUUUUGCUGCUAAAGCUUUCA